AAUGCGCAGCGCAGCCACAAUUUACAACACAAAAUCCCGGAGUUUCUUCAAAUUACACUAAAUCGUUCUUGUUCUUGAGAAGAUGCUGCUGAGCUCACGCCGGUUCGGAAUUUGAACAUCAAAAAUAAUAAAAAAAGUUGAAAGACAAAAAAGGCAUUGCUAUACGCUAGAAAUGGACGUCCUCCAUAAUCAAAGUUUAAAUCUGUACAUCACACACCUGGAGAAGGAAGGCCCCUUUUUGAAGAUAUGGGGGCAACAAGACAAGAGCAGUGCUACAUACGUUGAACAGUUUCUUGUGUCUGCCAGCCAGCAAUUCGAGUUGGGGGUAGGCAAGAUGACACUGGAAAGUAUGCAUGUAGGAACACUUGUGUGCGCCAAAUAUAAGGACGAUAAAUAUUACCGGGCAAGGAUAAUAAACACAAGUUUUUUGCACGAAGGAUUUGUGGAGGUCAGUUUUUUAGAUUAUGGCCAAAGAGAUGUAGUACCUUGUGCGAACGUUAGAAGCCUCCAGACAUUUCCCACGUCCCUAAUAUCAAUACCACCACUAGCAGUAGGAUUCAUCUUUGCAGAAAGGGCAAUGACGAGUAACAUUUAUAGAGCCAUCAUUCAAUCAAAUAUAUCAGCUACCACAUUGAAUCUCAAUGUCCAAUCAAACAAUCCAACAGACAAUGUUUCAACCAAUGACACAAAAAGGGAAAGUUGGAAAGAGAAAAUUCUACAUGGUAGACAUCUACACUAUCUAACAGAGAGGCUCACUGCAUUGGUGGCGGACAAUGGAAUGACAGUAUCUUUGAAAGCAUCUCUAAAGAACUGAGGUUCCGCGACGUCCAGUGCACCCUUUUGGCCCAGGCCACCCAAUACUACCUGGUGAAGAUAUAUUUGAACAACACUGAUCUGUGCAGCGUGCUGAUCCAGCGUAGUUUGAUGCAACCAAUCUCCUUGCAAGCUCAACAGGCGGUGAUGCUUAGCAUGACAAUGCAGAAACAACAACAGGGGCAACAACAAGCAUCGCCAACGUCGCCAAGUAAUAUACCUACACUCACCUACAAGGCCUGCACCUUGGAACCUGGCAAAGUAUAUCCAGUUUAUGUAUCCUAUGUCAACGAUGGGCCUUGCCACUUCUCUGUGCAGCUAAAACAAAUGGAAGAUUACUUGGUCAAGUUGAUGAAGGACAUCAAUUCAAUCACACUCAGACCUCUGGAAGAUGUUCCCAUACCAGGAACUGUCUGCCUGGCUAGAUGCGAAGAAGACAAUAACAUAUGCAGGGCUGUAGUUACAAAUGAAGUGGACAACCAAUUUAAGGUAUUUUACGUAGAUUUCGGCAACUAUGAAGUGGUUCCUUUGGAAUCCUUAUAUCAGAUACCAUUUAAAUGCGUCCUUCCAAAAGUCAUGGCCGUUCGAUUUUCACUUGACGGCGUAGAAAAAUCUACUGUGACACUUGAAAUGCAGUGUGCAUUCAAACAAUUUGUAGACAACAGGCUGCUGCAUAUGACAGUGCUACAUUCACCGAAAAGAAUGCCAGUACCAAAAUGCGUACUAUUGGAUCCCACAACUAAGACCAGUGCUCUAGAUGUAGUGAACAGGGCUGCAAGACAUGCUUAUCCCGAACCGAUUUCAUUGAACAGGGGCUUCAGCCAACCAGUGAAGAUCAGUUAUGUUUACAGCUGUAACAGAUUUUACGUCCAACUAGUAAGUAAAGAAGCCGAACUAAGUAGUCUUAUGCGAGACCUUCAACAGGUCUGUCAAGCAAGUGACUACAUGGAUCCAGGUGCUGUUAAUGUAGGCUUGCCUUGCUGUGCUCUGUUUGAAGACGAUGGACAAUGGUACCGGGCAGAAAUCGUUGAAAUUACUGGACCUGAUAGCAUGAAGGUUCGAUAUAUCGAUUUUGGAAAUGAAGCAGUAGUACCAGUUGUGCAACUUAAAACAAUUGAUGGUGAACAACUAACCGUUUUAAGACCACAAGCCAUUGAAUGCUGUCUCAAUGGAUAUCAAAACAUGGGCGAAGAUGCUGAAAGAGACAGCUUAUUGGAAGGAAUCAUUUUAGAAGAUACCUUCACCAUGAAAGUUGUCGAGAUGGUUCAAAAGAAAGCGCUGGUUGAACUUUACGACGGAUCUAACUACAACGUCGCAUCUCUCUUAUUGGACAAAUUGGCUGCAGCAAAGUCCCAAGUCAGCCCGGUGCUUGCUGUUCAAGCUGGUAACAAGAUCGAUCUUAGAAAAUCUCCUCAAGUUCAGAAUAACAGAGAACAGGGAUUCAGAGAACGAAAGUUUGGACGCGAACGAAGCAAUACGAACGAUAGAAACGAAAAGUCUUGGAGACAAGACAGAGAACCUCGCUGGCGUGUGCAAUGCAGGUAACAAUAUUUUUAGAUUUUUAGAUUUUCGUUUUUAUAUUCGCUAUCGUUAUAUUUAAUUUAAAACCAUUAUCCCGAGGAAUGUCAAUUACACUUAGUUG
This is a messenger RNA of Acanthoscelides obtectus, 2455 nucleotides long. Lineage: Eukaryota; Metazoa; Arthropoda; Insecta; Coleoptera; Chrysomelidae. The record is from the annotation of a GenBank genome assembly.